AUGGGGGACUUCAAUGACAUUAGAUGCCCCAGCGAGAAGAUUGGUCGCAACCCGCAGCUGCGUUGGCUCAUGGAAGGCUUCAACUCGGCAAUCGAGUCCUCCGGCCUCUCCGAUGUUGAAAUUAGAGGACACAAAUACACCUGGGAUAGAGACAGAGGUACACAGCACUGGGUCAAAGAAUGUCUUGACAGAGUCCUUGUGUCUCAAUCUUGGUUGAAUCUUUUUGAACAGGCUAUGGUCGAAUCGGUUGUUACUCUGGUGAGUGAUCACCUCCCCAUCUUCAUGAAACCAAUUCCCACAUCUAGACACAGAAGGAGGGCAAAAUUCCGGUUUGAAAACUUGUGGAUCAAAGAAGCUAAUUGUCGCAUGCUUGUUGUCGAAUCCUGGUCUGCCUCAAGGGGUGCUAGUCUAAUCUCCAGGCUAGAUUCUUGCAGCAAAGCUCUUUGGGAUUGGGGCAGGAAGUUAACCAGAGACUUCCAGCCUAAUAUUGAUUUUUGCUUAAAACAGAUGGAUGCUUUCAUAAAUCGGUCUUACCAUGCUAGGCAUGCUUGCCUUCUCUGA
This is a messenger RNA of Ipomoea triloba (trilobed morning glory), 561 nucleotides long. RefSeq lists its product as uncharacterized. The transcript has a single exon. Bases 1 to 561 code for a protein of 186 amino acids. The record is from RefSeq and is a predicted model, not a curated record. NCBI's taxonomy places the organism in Eukaryota, Viridiplantae, Streptophyta, Magnoliopsida, Solanales, Convolvulaceae.